GCGAGCCCUGGCCAGUGCGCUGCGAUCAGGGAGGGCCCCUACAAGCUCCCUGCAACCAGUCUGCCUUGCCAGGCUAAGCAUGGGGCAGGACGAGGGCUGCCAGCGGCAGUGAUCGCCCCUCCUGAGCCGACACCCUCCCCACGCAACCCCCCCCCCCUUCUCCCCAGCCAAAGAGGCUCCGGCCACUGCUGACUACUUAUCCCCUCCCUUCUCAGCCCCGCGGGCUGGCCACACCGACCCCCCGCUCCAACUUCGUCCCUGGCUGCCGGGGGUUAAGGAGGUGCGACCGACCCAGGCGCGCAGGACCAUGAUCUGAGGGCGUGAGACCUGAAAGUUGGGGGAGAUGAGCAACGCAGACUUCACAAAACCACCACUAGCACCAAAACCAAAGAUUAUCAGUCAUCUUUCUUCCGUGGCUGUCUCCAAAUUUCCUUCUUCAUUGUCAAGGCCUGAUAUUCUUCAUAAUCCAAACUCUAUGUCUAGGGGUCCAAAACCACCCAUUGCUCCCAAGCCAAAACUCUCAGCUGACACCGAGGGCAGAUCCAGUGUUUAUACCAACAAUAACUUAAAUAAAUUCACAAAUGGAAAACUGAUAUGUCCUGAUGGAGAGCUGUAUGAAGUAAAUCAAUGCAACAUUGAGUGCUUAGAAUCUGAGGCUGGUGAUGAAUACAUCGUAGUUCCUGAAGCUCAGCUGACUGAUAAAGACUGUGAUGACUUUGAACAUGCGCAUGACCAGUGUUUAGAGUCAUCACCAGAGAAUGAGGUCUUAGAAACUCCAGAAGCAGCAGGGGAGGUAGAGGAUCAUAGCAUAGCUGAUGAAGAGGAGAUCUGUAAUCCAGAAAUAACUGAAGCCAAGGACAAUGACUGUUCAGAUGCUGUGGAACAUGUGGAACCAGAGUCAGAUGGAUCAACAGAAAUGAGAGACUGUGACAGGUCUGAAGCACUUAGUCAAGUGUCUUCAGGAGCCCCUGAAGUAGAAGAUGUUGCUUCUAAGAAUAUGGAUGAAGAAAUGGACUGUGUAGAUGAUCCGAAAAACUAUUUCAAAGGUGAGGCUGAGGAAACGUUUAAUAACCUCGAUCUGGUAAAGGACAAUAAUGAGUAUAACCUGGAAAACUGUAAGAUUUUGAAUGGAGAUGAGGACUUGACGGGCAAUAUCUGUGAAGACAUUAUUCUAACACAUUUACCUGUAGAUGAUGAGCCAACACCAGAAGAGAAUGAUGAACUGCCCCAAACUUUAGAAGAUGAGCUAUCAAAUGAUGACACGGAAGUGAGUCCAGCAAAUAAUGGUGACCUGGAUGAUAAUGCAGAGUUUGUAUUGAGUACAGAAACGGAAUUAGUAAAUUAUGAUUGUGCAAAUGCCGAUGAUGUUGAUGAAGAAGAAACAGACAUUGGGUUAGGACUGAAAGAAAAUGAACCUGAUGCAGAAGAGGAUUUGGGAGGUUCCAUCAAUGAAGCUGCAGCUGAAGAAGAGGAAGUAGGUCCAGAUAGCGACAAAGAAACAAAUGUGGAAAGGGAAGACUAUAUAGAUGAUGGGUACCAAACCAUUGAGAUGAAGAGUGAGGAGGAAACAUCAGAGACAACAUGUGAGCCUAGAGAAGACUCUGAAAAAGAGGAAGAAGUGGUGAAGGCAGAAAAUAUAGAUGAUAGUUGUCAAAUUGUUCCUUUUGAGAGUGAAUGCAAUGAAGAGGUCAUUGACUCACCCCAAGAAAACUUAGAUGAGAAUUUGCAACUGGAAAGGACUUUGAGUAAUGAUAGCCAGCUCUCUAGCCCUCAAACUGUUAGUGAGCCAGAGCUGGAAGUGGAAUCUAAACCAAAUGUGUUUGUUGAAGAUUGUGGUGACAAUGAAUGUGUCUUGGGAGAAUCUGAAUCAGAUGAACAAGUGUUUGAAGGCAACAAGGUCCGUCAUAGUAGCUUUGAAGAAAGCUCCCCAAAUCCAUCCGAACAAGCAUCAAUUGAGGAUAAAUACCAUACAGCGGAAGAAUUAGCUAGAUGUGAUCACAGUAAAUUUAAAGCAGACUGUGCUAGUGAACAUGAGUCUAGUGAGUAUUUAGAAGUCCCUGAAGCAGUUGUUGUACAUGAGGAAGGAGAAACAACCAGUGAUUCUCUAGAUGAUCCUUAUGUGAUGCCCUCAGAGAAUGCAAUCCCUCAUGUUAGAGAAGUGGUGCAGACUGAAUUAGAAGAUAUUCCAUGUGAUUACAGCAUAAGAGAAGAACUAAUUGUAGACACUGAAAACAACCUGCUAUCCAUUGAUCGAAAAAGUAUGGUCACUAGAACAAGGUCACUCUCUGGGAAAGUGCCUGGCUAUGUGCCAGAAACUGUUCCAGAAGAAACUGGACCAGAAACGGAUGUACAGUCCUCAAAUGAUGAUUCUAUGACUGAAUAUUUAACCAAUAACUUAGUGCCAUUGGAAGGAAAACCAAUGGAAAUCAAUAGGGCCUUACCAGCCACAUCAAGACGCUUUAUUUUAUACCCACGGUCUUACUCGGUAGAAGGGAGAGAUAUGCCAGUCUCUGUUUACAGAGAAACCGAUGGCUCUACAUUGGAUGACAAUAGAAUAAAGAGGACAGAAGACAACCUCUCUUUGCCCUGUGUAAUUGGUUCUUCAGGUAGCUUUUCGCAGAGGAAUCACCUUUCAUCAAGUGGUGUGUCCACCCCAUCCUCAGUUGUUGAUAUACCACCUCCUUUUGAACUAGCCUGUAUCACCAAAAAGCCAAUCACUAAAAGUUCCCCCUCACUUUUAAUAGAGAAUGAAUCUCCUGAUAAGUACACUAAGAAAAAGAAAUCAUCUUUUAAGAGGUUCCUCACCCUAAAAUUCAAGAAGAAGACAGAAAAUAAGGUCCAUGUGGAUGUUAAUGUUUCCUCUUCAAGGUCCUCUUCAGAGUCUAGCUAUCACGGGCCUUCUAGGAUUAUGGAACUGGACAGAAGGAGCUUGAGUAGUUCACCUCAGCUAAAGUCCCAUCCUGGGAAGCUGCGAGCUUCUGAGUCUCCCUCUACUGUUCUUUUCUACAAGGAUGGUAAAAGAAAAGGGACACCCAAAACCUUUAGCAGGAGUGUGUCAAGAGUGGAGUCCUUUGAGGAUCGAUCCAGACCUCCUUUCAUGCCACUUCCCUUAACUAAACCUAGGUCUAUUUCGUUCCCUAAUGCUGAUACUUCUGACUAUGAGAACAUUCCAGCUGUGAGCUCUGAUUAUGAAAAUAUACAAAUUCCACCUCGAAGACCAACUAGAGCAGGAACUUUUACAGAAUUUUUUGAAGAUCCCAGUAGGGCAUUGUCUGCUGCUAAUGAGAAUGACGGCUAUGUGGAUAUGAGCAGCUUCACAGCCUUUGAGAACAAGCAGCAAACCACAGACCAGGAAACAGAAAGGCCAGGAGACCGCAAGUGGGAAAUGCAAAACCCAGAGCAAGGUGAAUUUGAAGCAACUAAGCAACUACUUGGAUGCAAUAGCAGUGCCUAUACCGAGCCUUACAAGGUGUGCCCUGUCUCUGUGGUACCCGUGGAGGACGUCACAUCGGAUGAGGAACAGAAGAGUUCAGAAGACGAGGAGAGUAGCCAGGGGGAUCCCAGCCUCGUUCAUAAAAAAGAAGGCCAGUCCAGAGCUUACCUCAUAGCCCAGGAGCUGGUGUCUUCGGAGAAAGUAUAUGUGGAGAUGCUCCGGCUGUUACGUGCGGAUUUCUAUGAAGAGGUCUUGAAAGUGCUGGGGGAUGAGGAUGAAAAUGAGAGGGAGGAGGUGAAGCUCAAGCAGGGCUUGAGUGAGAUCCCUGAAAUCUACAAACUACACCAGGAGAUACUGGGAGAGCUGGAGGAAAGAGUCCUCAAUUGGGAGGAACACCAAAAAGUGGCCGAUGUUUUUCUCUCAAGAGAAUCAAGGUUCAAACACCACACAGCAUACAUUAUGCAGUUUGAUAGGAAUUUGGCUUUGCUCGAUGAAACCUGCCUUAAAUCUUCCCAGCUGGCUACUGUCAUCCAGGCAUUUGAGCAGAAUCCUGGCAGCAGCCCCCUGAAUGUGAAACACCAGUUUUUGAAAGUGGUGCAGCGCAUAUUCCAGUACCGCGUGCUACUCACAGAUUACUUGAAUAACCUUUGUCCUGACUCUGCAGAGUAUGAAGACACACAAGCUGCCUUACUCAUUGUCUCUGAAAUUACGGACCGAGCCAACGACAGCAUGCAGCAAGGGGAAAACUUGCAGAAGCUGGUACACAUUGAGCACAGUGUCAGGGGGCAAAGCAACCUCCUCCAGCCAGGAAGGGAGUUUCUGAAAGAGGGAACACUGAUGAAAGUGUCCGGGAAAAACAGGCAUCCCCGGCAUUUGUUCUUGAUGAAUGAUAUUCUGCUGUACACGUAUCCCCAGAAGGAUGGCAAAUACCGACUGAAGAACACCUUGGCUGUGUCCGGCAUGAGGGUCAACCGCCCAGUGACAGAAAAAGCCCAAAACAUCCUGAAGAUUGAAUAUGCUGAACACUGCCUGAACCUGUCAGCAAGUUCAUGCUCUGAAAGGGACGAGUGGUAUAGCUGCAUCAGCAGAACCAUUCCAGAUGACUACAAAGCUCACAAUGCAUCUACCUUUCACAACAGUAUUGAGCUAAGGGAAAGGCUGGGAAUAUCCUUGGGUGAGAGGCCUCCAACUUUGGUACCUGUGUCCCACGUCAUGAUGUGCAUGAACUGCGGCUGUGAUUUUACCCUCACUCUGAGACGCCAUCAUUGCCAUGCAUGUGGGAAGAUCAUAUGUCGAAAUUGUUCAAGAAAUAAGCAUCCCCUGACGUACCUCAAAGACCGACUAGCAAAAGUCUGUGAUGGCUGCUACUCAGAACUGAGAAAGAGAGAGCGGCCAGUAAGUGUGAGCUUCCCUCCAACUUCAUCCAGGUUUUCAGGCAGUGCCUUCUCCUCCGUCUUCCACAAUAUUCACUACUCAUCCUUCAAGAAACAAAAGAAGAUCCCUUCUGCUCUUAUGGAGGUGGCAGCUUCAGGAGAGGGAUCUUCUAUCAGUGGCUAUCUCAGCAGGUGUAAGAGAGGCAAAAGGCACUGGAAGAAGCUCUGGUUUGUUAUCAAAGGCAAAGUCCUCUACACUUACACAGCAAGUGAGGAUAAAGUCGCCACAGAGAGUCUGCCUUUGCUGGGUUUCACAGUUGCCCCAGAAAAGGAGGAAGGAAGUACAGAUGCAGUUUUCCAUCUUUACCACAAGCAAACAUUGUUUUAUAGCUUCCGUGCGGAGGAUAACAAUUCAGCACAGAGGUGGAUUGAAGCCAUGGAAGAAGCAACCAUAUUAUAGCAGUAAUCAAUCAAGAGGACUUGGAAUAAACUCUCAGAUUUCUCUACAUUCCCAACAGCCCGUUUCUAUUUCAAGAAGCUGAGUAGUGUAUUUCAAACCACCUGGCUAUACGCACUGGAUAUGAACUGUUUCCAGGUUGCUAUCUUUCUUUUGCUUCCUUCGUUUUAAAUCCACAUUUUUUGCAAGUUGAAAACUUUAAAAUAGAGAAUAUUCAUGGUCCUCUUUAUGUCUGUGCAAGUUCAACCUGCGCUAUAACUCACUCCCAUAAUCCCACAGUAAAUUAAGUUUUAACAUCAAGACAAGAAAUAGAUACAAAUUAUUUCUGAACUCACAUGGAAGUACUGGCUAACAGUAAGUAACAGGCUCAGUUUUACUUACCCUAGAGAACUAUCAACUUUCA
Caretta caretta (loggerhead turtle) is the source of this 5666-nucleotide messenger RNA. It is a transcript of the gene FGD5, whose product is annotated as FYVE, RhoGEF and PH domain containing 5. Gene Ontology annotation, molecular function: metal ion binding; guanyl-nucleotide exchange factor activity. NCBI's taxonomy places the organism in Eukaryota, Metazoa, Chordata, Testudines, Cheloniidae. Gene Ontology annotation, cellular component: cytoplasm. The record is from RefSeq and is a predicted model, not a curated record.